Molecule: messenger RNA, 993 nt
Organism: Seminavis robusta
Lineage: Eukaryota; Bacillariophyta; Bacillariophyceae; Naviculales; Naviculaceae
Source: the annotation of a GenBank genome assembly
AUGGCGGGGCCAAGCAAAGACACCUGGAAGAAAACUCGAGGCGGUGCUGCUGCUGUGAUGAAAACCAUGACAGCCAGGCAAAUGGAAGCCUUCAAUCUUUUUUCGGGUGGUCUUGCAGGAACGGUAGCAUCCACAAUCACCAAUCCACUGGAGGUCAUCAAAACCCAGUUGCAAUCGUCCAAUGUCGCAGAUGGAGGCUUGUUUGGGACCCGAAGCCCGGUGGGCCUUGCCAAAAAGAUUAUGGAAAAGGACGGUUUUGCAGGGUUUUUCAGAGGACUUCCACCCACUCUGGUAGGAAUUAUUCCAUCCCGCUCAGCCUACUUUUAUUCCUAUCAACGUUGCAAAGUUGCAAUGGGGCGCUAUGCGGAAGAGGGAUCUGUCCCUAAUGCGUUGGUUUCGGGGUUGGUGGCAGGAAUAGUUGGGAAUACCUUGACGAAUCCAAUCUGGAUGGUUCGAACACGAAUGCAAAUAAUGGCUGAUCAAUCUGCCGGUCAAGUUGUGUAUGCUGGAUAUCGAGACGCAAUUUCCACCAUCUUCCGAGAAGAAGGAAUUGGAGGAUUUUACAAGGGCAUUACUGCCAGCUACUGGGGCUGCACAGAAGGAGCGAUGCAAUUUAUACUCUAUGAACAAUUCAAAUCUCGCCUCAUCAAACAGAAAAACAAGCAGCGUGCUGCCGAGGGGCUUCCCCCAACCGAUCAGCUUUCCAAAGCCACCUACUUUGUAUCAGCUGCAGCUGCCAAAAUGGCUGCCGCAAUAGUGACAUAUCCUCAUGAAGUGGCCAGAACUCGACUGCGCGAACAGUCCCGUGGUGGCAUGUUCAAGUACAGUGGGAUGUGGCAGACGCUUGGGCUCAUUGCCAAGGAAGAGGGAAGACAAGGCCUGUACGCUGGAAUGGGGGUACACUUGAUGAAGGUUGUCCCAAAUUCAGCUCUCAUGUUUCUGACCUACGAAGUUGUGCGAGGAUGGCUGGGGGAAUUCACCAUUGUGGAAUGA